Juglans regia (Persian walnut) is the source of this 1806-nucleotide messenger RNA. RefSeq names its product polyol transporter 5-like. Gene Ontology annotation, molecular function: carbohydrate:proton symporter activity. The record is from RefSeq and is a predicted model, not a curated record. Bases 131 to 1756 code for a protein of 541 amino acids. The transcript has 3 exons. NCBI's taxonomy places the organism in Eukaryota, Viridiplantae, Streptophyta, Magnoliopsida, Fagales, Juglandaceae. Gene Ontology annotation, biological process: transmembrane transport. Gene Ontology annotation, cellular component: membrane.
GAAACUAAACACUCGGAAAUGGCCACUUAAUUCCUCUGCCAAAUUCCCACCGCGACAAGCCAGUACUACUCGAUCCCCUCCUCUGUUUGAGACUUCUCGCUCGCUCCAUCUCUGUAACUAACCGACCGAUAUGGCUGACCUGAGAUAUCAAAAUAAUGUCAUUUUAGCUGGCCAACCCCCGAAAUCUCUGGAGGAUUUUGAUCCUCCAAAGAAACCCGGAAGGAACAUGUACGCUAUUGCUUGUGCUACUUUGGCCUCCAUGACUUCCGUCUUACUGGGUUAUGAUAUUGGAGUAAUGAGUGGAGCAAUAAUUUACAUCCAAAAAGAUCUCAAGAUUUCGGACUUGCAGGUCGAAGUCCUCGCCGGGAUACUUAACCUCUACUGCCUCAUCGGUUCCUGCGCCGCUGGCAGAACCUCCGACUGGAUAGGCCGCCGCUACACCAUCGUGGUAGCCCAAGUCAUCUUUUUCAUCGGAGCUAUCUUCAUGGGCUUGGCCACUAACUACGCCUUUCUCAUGGUUGGCCGUUUCGUUGCCGGCGUCGGCGUCGGUUUCGCCCUCAUGAUCGCCCCAGUCUACACCGCGGAGGUCUCUCCGGCAUCCACUCGUGGUUUCCUCACCUCCUUCCCUGAGGUCUUCAUCAAUCUUGGGAUAUUGCUGGGGUACGUUUCGAACUACGGUUUCUCUAAGCUCCCAACUAAUUUGGGUUGGCGGCUGAUGCUGGGCGUGGGUGUAGUCCCCUCUGUUAUACUCGGUAUCGUCGUUUUAGGCAUGCCAGAGUCACCAAGGUGGCUGGUUAUGCAGGGUCGACUCGGUGACGCGAAGAAAGUCCUUGAUAAAACCUCAGACUCCAGAGAGGAGGCCGAUACAAGACUAGCAGACAUUAAAGGAGCAGCUGGUAUUCCUGAAAAUUGCACAGAUGACAUCGUUCCGGUGCCUAAACAGAACCAUGGUGAGGAUGUGUGGAAAGAAUUAUUUCUCCAUCCUACACCGGCGGUUCGCCACGCCUUAAUCGCAGGUGUAGGAAUCCAUUUCUUCCAACAAAUAACGGGUAUCGACUCUGUAGUUUUGUAUGGCCCGAGAAUCUUUGAGAAGGCUGGAAUCGAGUCGACGGACCACAAGCUACUCGCGACGAUGGCCGUUGGGUUCACCAAGACCAUUUUCAUCUUGGUGGCUACGUUUUUGCUGGACAGGAUUGGACGGAGACCCUUACUCCUCAGCAGUGUUGCUGGUAUGAUUUUUUCUCUUGCAAUGCUCGGAACGGGCAUGACGAUCGUCGAACACUCGGAUACAAAAUUAACGUGGGCAGUGGCUCUAUGCAUUGCCAUGGUUCUAGCAUUCGUUGCACUCUUCUCCAUCGGGAUGGGGCCCAUCACGUGGGUAUACAGCUCAGAGAUCUUCCCGUUGAGGCUACGAGCGCAGGGCACUAGUAUCGGAGUGGCGGUGAAUCGGGUGACGAGUGGGGUCAUCUCCAUGACUUUCCUAUCGCUGAGCCGUGGAAUCACCUUCGGUGGGGCAUUCUUUCUCUACGCGUCGAUUGCCACGGUAUCAUGGUUCUUCUUUUACUUCAUGCUACCGGAGACACAAGGUCGAACCCUCGAGGACAUGGAGGGGUUGUUCGGAAAUUUCGGAUGGAAGUUUGCUGAAUUCAAGAAGGAGAAGAAGCAUCAAAAUCAUGACCUGAACAAGGAAUUCAGGAGUACUGGUAAUGGGAAUGAUAGAGGUCAAAUUCAGUUAAGUACUAAUGGGCAGAUGUAAUUAUAUUAAAAGGACAAGUAAAAAUGUUUCGUUACAGAAUUUAGAUAUUA